Messenger RNA from Nematostella vectensis (starlet sea anemone), 1254 nucleotides. Its product is annotated as L-rhamnose-binding lectin CSL3. The record is from RefSeq and is a predicted model, not a curated record. The transcript is spliced from 5 exons. Gene Ontology annotation, molecular function: carbohydrate binding. The coding region runs from base 199 to 927 and encodes 242 amino acids. Lineage: Eukaryota; Metazoa; Cnidaria; Anthozoa; Actiniaria; Edwardsiidae.
CCAUUUGACCAGCUGCUAUGUCCGGGUUCAUCAUUAAUUCUCGCAGGUUUUUAGGCGCAUUGCUUAGAAACUCGGUUCGGGGAUAGUUCCAUCCGUCUCCCAUUCUGUACCGGUGUCAGUGAAUACGUACUGCUUAAAAUCCGGCAGAAAAUCGCGCUGACGAAAUCCUUCACUGGCGGGUGGAAAGCCUGUGAUUCUAUGCUUUUUACAAAGCAAGGCAUGCUUCUCUUUCCAUGGGCCUUCAUCCUGGCUAGCUUCUUGAAUUUUCAAAAGAAAGUUCAUGGAUGCAAAAUUGUCCCGUGGUUCCCCGAGUUCAAUGGAACGUGGUUACAAAACCACAUUAUCCAGAACCUCACGACCCCGACGUCAAACCAAUGCCAAGCCACAUGCUUCGCGAAUGACAGCUGUCGAUCAUACAAUUUUUGCCAAGAGCUGGAGCUUUGCCAGCUCAGCAACUCGGAUCACGUGGAACACCCGGAUGACAAGGUGCCGAGGAAGGGAUUUGUCUACCGGGGAACCGAGAAUGCUUGCGCGUCUGGCCCAUGUCCUUCUGUCCUUCUCUGCCAGGCCGACUUUGUUCACGACUCGUAUACAUGUGUAUGCCCUGCUGAGCAACCGGACUGUCUAACACAGCCACCCAUCAUCACGUGCGAGAACCAUAAAGCAGAAUAUUCGUGUCCACAAGGGACUGUCUUGGACAUCCAGUGGGCCUUGUUUGCCAGGUCCGCCCAAGAGCCGUGUCCCCAUUCAGCUAACAGCAUCUGCACCGCCCAAUACCCCCAGACCCUCGCCAAGGUGCGAGAGUACUGCCAGGGGAAGCGGUCGUGUAGUUUUCAUUCUAGCUCAUCAUUGGUGGGACGCGAUCCAUGCCCUAAUGUGUACAAAUAUCUCGAGACACGCUAUGCUUGUAAAUGGGUUCCUCUCUAACCAGUGACAUCACUUCCUGUCGGUGGCAAGCCAAUCCAGAACCCUUUUACCUUUGCACGCGAUAGAUUUCCAAGACUUAGAAAAAGGAAUUAAGCAUGUACCGGAUGUAGCACUGUUUGGUUUUACGUUAUAAAGCAAAAUGUUAUCCAUCAUUUUUUUUGUAGGCUAGUGUUUUCUUGACUUUUCUAUACGUCGUGAUCCUGAAUCUAAAUGUGUAAUAUAUCUUUACCCAAAGAUCGACUGUUAUAGGUCUACUCCGUAAAAUAGUUUUUAAAUAUGCAUUGUAUUUAUUAAGAAGCAUUAAUCUAUAAAAAAAAACUUGAUUUA